UUAUUCUAGAUGGACUUAUAAAUUAUUUCAGAUAUGCGUGAGUGAUAAGAAAAGUGCAGUAGAUUGUGUAGAGCGAAUUUACAGUCUAGUAGUUAUUUUAUUUAAAUAUGAGCUUUAUGCAUUGUAUAGUUGCUUGAUAAUUAAAAAAGACACUGCUUUUUUUUCUGCGUCAAUCGAUAUCUAAAGACUAAAGGUAAGCGUGUCUACUAUUUAUUAUAAUAUAAAACAAUUAAUUGUUAUUAGAAUAAAUAAUUAUACCUAUUGCUAUCCGGUUAGAAUUUUAUUUUUAAAAAAAGUCUCCAAUUCGUAAUAAUCGAUAUUAUAUAAAUAUAAUUACGAUACGGUUAUACCAAUUCCUAAUAACGACUGCAACUAAAGCAGCUGCUGGAAAAUGAAAAUUGAUUUUAUUAUUAAGUGAACGCCUGGACUCUAGACAUUAAUUUUGUUGUCUCCGUCUUAUAAACGCAUGAUACAGAAAAUUGUAGUACAAAUUGUUUGCUGUUAGUUUUAGAACGAUUAUUAGAAUGAAUUUACCCAUUACCGAAUUAGGUAAGAAUCUAACAUCUGAACAUCUGUGUUUGCACGUUAGUUUUUUGUUAAGUAUUUAAAUUUUUAAGUGAGAUAUAAGCAUCUUUAAAUUGUGAUAUCUCAAUUAAAAUUAAAGUAUCAAGAAAAAAUCGACGUAAAAUACAUAUUAAAACUAACAUCGCAAAAUAAAUUCUAAUUGCUAUCGAAUUUGUUAUGUCGUUCGUUUGUAAGAUGCAGAAAACAAAAUAUGUAUCGUGUGUACCGUUCUCCUAAGAUUAAUUAAAAAAUAAUAAAAUAAAGAUACAUAGUAACUAAUAUUUAAAUAUCUUAUUUAUAUUUUUAUGUUAGUUGUUCUGUAGUCUAGUCGUGUUAUGGUCGUCAUCAUUUGUUGUUAAUACAUUAUUAUUUAUCAUGAAUGAAACAUUCGAUUAUAAAUGCACAAAUGUGUCAUUUUUUUUUUUUAAAUUUCAUUAUGCAACAUUAUUGUUUAUAUAAUAAUUAAUAACCGCCCGUAAAUAGGUAAAAUUAUAGGGUUGAGGUUUCAAUGCACUUAUCGUUUACCUACAAUGUUCAUUUUGUUACACUAUAUUUUUGAACGAGAAUAAAACAUUUUAUUAUUCAUUUUGUUUCAAUAAUCAUUUUUUUGGAAUAUUAUAUAAGUGCAUUAUUGUGAAUAAUAUUGGGCAUAAUAGCCUAUUUCUUUAAGGAAUUGUUGAGGUUUAUUUUUAUUUUUUUAUAAUAUUUAAAUAAUUAUUGGAAAAGUAAUUAAUUGCGUCAUCUCAUCCAGAUGUCGAAAAUCGUUUUACCCCACGAAAUCAAAGAUAUUUUGUCGAAAAAAAAUUGCUAUUAGGUAUUUGUUGUUGUUAUAAUAGUAAUUUUCAAAUUUAAGGAAUAUCAAUAACCAACAGGUAUGGUAAAUGUUUUCAAUUUGUAUUUACAUUUUACAUAUUUGUUUUCUUUGCGUUUUGUUUAAUCUUUAAUAACAUAUUUCCCAAUAUUAUGUAAUACAAUACACAGUGACUUAUGUUUUACUUAUUAUUAUUAUGAGUUUGUAUCCAAUCAUUCUAUGGCGACGUUUUAUAAUUUUAUCGCCUUUAAAUUACAUUUGGCCAGAACCCGUUUUCGGUAAAAAAUGAGUAUAUACAGGACGAUUCAUUAAACUAUCAACUAACUCAUAAAUGAAAAAUCCUAUAAUAUCAUGAUGUGCAUAUGAUGAAAAGAUUUAGAAAAAUAUUAUUUUUUCGUAUCUGGAUUAAAAAUGAGCAGUGGAGUAUUACCGCUUAAAAAUCAAAAGUUAUUAAUACUCAUUUUGGGUAUACAAAGCGCAUAGAAAAUACAAAUAUGAACAUUACGUUAAAAUAAAGCUUAAACGAUUCUAUAAUGAUUGAAAAAAGACAAAUUUACUUAAAAUUCUCUGUAAGAAAAUCGCUGGAUCAUAAUAAAAGAACCACCCUGUAUGUAUACUGAGUAUAGGGCAUUGCACACAAAGGAAACGCGGUUUCAAUGCAGUUGUAUAUAUAAUAUACAUAUAUUAUUAUGUAUAUUUAUUAUUUAUGUGCAUUACACACAUACGAAUACACUCGCUCGUCUCGAAGUCACCUGGACAACAGGCGUGUGUUUGAUUAAUGAACUGUAACAUCCCCUAUAUAAACACGUGUUGAAAUUGAAGGGUUAAAAUCCGACGACGACGUCUGGUUUUUUCCCCUAUUCGAUAAAAUGAAAUUCGUCGAAAUUCUAUAACCGGUGGUGAUGACGGCGGGGUGGUCGCUGGCAUUUAUUAUUAUCAUCGUCUUAGUCGUGAUGUGUCGACACGAUUUUAAUAAAACAUUCACACGCUUCUAUAUAAACCGAGAAACAGAGAUAAUGCUAGAUAAUGGCAUCAUUAUUAUUUAUACAAUAAUAAUGUUUUAAAAAGAAAUUUACAGACGGAUCGAUUUUUUUUUAUGGUAUAAAAGAAAUCAUAACGCGUGAAGAUCAUUGUAAAAAAAAAAAAAAAUACUUUUUGAAGAUCCAAUAAUAUAGUAUUAGUUGUCACCAUAUCAUGAAAAAAUGUAUAAUAAUAACUAAUAGAUUUUUUUAAACAAAAGCAUAAUAAUUAAUAUAUAGGUACAGUAUUCGUUUCAAAUUAACUGAAUUAAUCAAAAAUUCAUUCAAUAUCAUGAAAAUAUCAUUUCAUUGUUAAAACAAUCUCUAAAAUCAAUAGACGCAUAACGGAAUACUAUUAUACAUACUGUAUAAACGUAUUUAAUCAUAGAGACGGAAAUAUCAUAAUAUUUCCGUUGCAUAUUAUUACCAUUACUUAUGUAAAUUUGAAUGCAAUUUUUUUCGUUAUUAGUUGUUUAAUUGAAAAUACGAGUAAAGUCCAUAUUUUGAUAUAUUAGAAUUCACGAACUACAUGUAAUAUAAUUUAAAAAGAAUUGACGCUGCUGAUGUGUGCACCACUGUUAUAGAUAAGAAUUUGGAUACAUAAUUUAGGAUACAUUAGGAUACAUAAUAAAGUUAUUUAAAUUAUAUCUGUAAGUAACAAUAAACGAUUCUUACCGAAGUUCGUAUGUGUAUGAUUCGAAAGAUCGUAUAUUUAAAUAUCGUAAUAUUUACGAUUUUCAUAAAAAUUCACGAAUCAGAUCCAAAAUACAACAAUGAAGAUCUCUUGUUAUUUUUUUUCGGAGCAAGAUUUAUAGUAGAAAAGAUGCUCACAGAUAAAAAAAAAAAAAAAACCCGCUUUGAAUUUAUAAAUGCAUGCGAUGACAAAUCGUCGCUAAUGAAAAUCGAUUCCGAGCGAAGUUCGGUUAAACAUUUUGGAACGCCGCGAUUUUUACGAUUUUCUUAUAAAUUUGAAUUUAAACCAACGCUUAAAAAAAAUAUUCGAUUGAGAAAUCAACAAAAAUAAAACGUAUAUACGAGUAUCGACAUUUGUUGUUAGUUUUUUAAAUUGUAUAGACAAAUUGUUGGAAAACUAGAAAUAAUUUUCAUAUAAAUUACCAUCCGCAUCUUUUAAGGUAUGAAAUCAAAACAAAUUAGAAGAUUUCUACUAAUAGGUAAAGUGUUUUCCGAAAAAAAAUACAUCUUAAUAAAACUAAUAACUUUUCGCUAUACUCAGAAUUUGAAAGGCCAAAGGCAAAGGAGGACUGUGAACCCUCAUUCCCCCCUAUAACACCAACGCCACUAGUUUACGUUAUCAUCAGAUUGUUACCGUAUCGUAACAAAUAUUUACCCAGAGAUAAAAUAAUAAUUUAACAAUGCAUGUUUCAAUUAACAAACUCUAGCCGUUGCACAAAUGCAAUUUAAAUGUUGACUAAAGCAAUUAAAUUGUAAUGUUUAAAAGAAUAGUUAAAUAGUUAAAUUAAAAAGUCCAUUUUAUCGUCGUGUAAAACUCAUUCAAUGAAUUACAAUUAAAUUUUGUUGUCAAUUUAUUAUAGUUAUAAAUUAUGUGUAGUUAUACGGUAUUAUAAUAAUUUACAUAGCGUGUAUACACUACGUAUUUUCUUUUUAUUGCAAUACUAUUAUGUUUUAUUAUAAAAUUCAAUUGCAAAAUUAUAAUAUGAACGAUUACGCAAACUCGGUUAUAGGACGUAACCUAUGUUAUAUUUUAAUUUCGUGUAUACAAUAAUUACAAUAAAAAAUAAUACAAUGGUGGGCAUUUUAAUGAGAAUAAUUAACUCAAUUAAAUCAAGUGAAAUUAACAAAAAAUCCAUCAGAUAAAAGUUAACAAAAAAUAAAUUGAACUAAUUGAGUUAAAAACUGAAAUACAAAAACAUGUUAACGAAGUAAUUUUUUUUUUUGCUUUAACUUUCUGAUAAAAAAAAAUCAACAUUAAAAGUAUUCAAUAUUAAGUUGCUUUUAUAUAAAAAUACCUAAGGUAAAUCAAACUAUCACAGUAAAUUGUAAUGCUGAUACAAACAUAUUGUAAUAAUGCAGCACUGCAUGAGAACAGUCGAUCAAAAUUUAGUUUCAAACAAAAUCAUUUGUUUUCCAGUUUUAACUCAUCAACUUAAUUGGAUGUCUGGUCGAACACUUAAACUAGUUUAGUUACAAGUCAAUAGCCAGCAAAUAAUUGUGGGGGAGGGGUUAGAGUAUAAAUAUGAUUUAUUAUUUUAAAAAAUUAACGCGUCACGUGCGUAUUUAAUUAAAAAAUGCACGAACACGAAAUUACGUUUAUUGCGGCAAAGCGACCAGGCACGAAAAAAUAGCAAACGUGUGUAUAAUAUGACGGUUGAAGGCGAUGCCGUGUUUAAUGGCGAUAGCGUUAAACAAAAUUCAACAUACCUACUGCUCGGCUAGCCAUCGAUUACCAAAAUGAUUAAGAUUAAUUAGAUAUACCGUACUAUGUGUGUUUUAAAUUCGGUUAGGUUAUAAAAAGGGUUAAAAAAGAAAAUUUAGGUACACAGUAUCAAUAAUACUACUAAUAAUAAACAGUACCUAUAUCGACCAGGAAUGUAGUAACUAAAUGUUUCGCCCCACGUAAAACUUUAAAAUGUGUCCUUAUGAAUUGUAAUUUAUAAUUAAUUCUAAUUCUCGCUUUAUGCGCGUUCUUACCUCGGAUCCUUCCUUUAACCUGUAACCUGUCUACUUAUUUACUUGUAUUAUUUUGGGCUUGUCCUGUAUAUUGAAUAAAAUAAAAAAUAAAUAAUGAAAACUCAAAGCUAAAUGACUUGUAUAAACUAGAAUCAAACGCAUGUUUGAAUUAUAUUGUUUUAUCUCACUAUUGGAUUUUAUAAAUUUUAAAUUUUUUGUAUUGCAAUAUUUCUUUUUAACGUAAUGUUUAUAGGUUUUUGGGGUUUUAUUAGGUCCUCCCAGGUAUUGCGCCCGGGGCGUAAGUAAUGCUCACCUCUCUUGCUACCGCCCUAAUAUUGAUAUCAAUAAAUGCUCAUCAUUGUGCGAAAUUUGAACGUACGAUAUUUAAGAUUCUGAGUGGAGCGAGAAAUGUAUUGAUUUUACAAUGAUGUUUAUUAUUAUUAUUAUUUUUUUUUUAUAUAAACAUUUUUUCUACCAGAAAGAUUAUUCCGACUAUCAAGUAUAGCAACAUUUCUAAAAGGAAAUGUUUUCUGGGUGGAAGAGGUCAUUUUUUGAAAUUCUCAUUAUUAUUCGAGAUAACGAAGAAAACUUGGUUUUUUAGGUUAAAAAGAUUGAAAGAUUAAAAAUAAGAUUGUCAUUGGCAACCGUUUUUAUUUAUUUUUUGUUAUUAUUAAGAUUUUAUUAUUUUACUUUUUAAACAAAUUCCUAAUCAUUUUUGUAUACAAUUUAAAAAAACUAACAACAAAUGCUGAUGAUUUAGUUUUUGUUGAUUUUUAGGUUUUCGCAAGCAAGGAUUCUUCGUUGUAUAUAUAAAAUAAAUUACUUUGUAGUGUAUCCUACUUUUACUUACAUAUAACAGUGGCCUAUCCGUAAGUAGAAACGACUUCCUCACCCAUACAAAAGUCAAGAACAUAGUUUAAGUGCUUAUUUUCCUCGGACAAAAAAUUGUAAUACAUAAUAGUCUAGGCAAAUUAAAAAAAAUAGCGGAAAAAAUUAGGAAAGCUAAAUUUUGGUAUACACCUUUAUUGAAAGGUACUUAGUAACAAACUAAAAGUUCCCUAAGAUUUGAUAACUAAUUUCUCAAUUUUCAACCACAUAUUUGAAUAAGAUGGUAAACUCGAAAUUAAUUUCUCGCGCAGCUGCUUCAAAAGGUGGAAGAGUUAAUAAGAUAUUUUUACUGCUGGAUACAUUUUUUGCGAAACAUUGAUAACGGUAGUUAAUGAGGUUAGUUUUUUUUUCACUGGCAUUAUACAAUGCAAGAAUAGACAUUUCACCUGCUUUACAUAUACUAUCUUUACUUGCAAUAGGAUCGUAAAAUGUUUCUAUUGAGUGUAAUAAAUUAGGGCGCUUCUCAACAAUUUUAAAAUACUGUACUUUACCUUUUCUAAAAAAUGAGGAAGUCGUGUCACAAUUAAAAAAUGUAUGUAUGAAUAAAAUUGGUUUUUUUGUAUCUUUUUGUGAUUGUAAGCGUUAGAUGAAUAAAUUCUUCUUUCAAUUGUACCUUUUCUUAGUUUAAUGAAAAAAAUGUUAUUGGUUAUAGGGGCCAGGCCUAUAAGAAUAAUUAAUAAGUUAAUAUAUUCACCAACUAUUACAACUGUUUCAUUAGUUAAUUAUAUUAUUAGUAAAUCAAUGGCAGUAUUAACAACCAAAGAAUCUGCAUCGUCUAAGGCUUGAUUCACAGUUAUAUUGGAUUUUUAGUAAGAAUAAUAGUAUCUAUGAUAUUUCAUAUGCGAUUAUCGAGGUAAAUAUAAUUCCCAGAAAAUAUGUUGUAAAUAUAUUUUUUAUAGGUAAUUUUAUAGGUACCUCUUCUAUAAUACAGUAUGUAGGUAUUAUUCUUAUAAUCUUAAAAAUAACCGAGUUAUUUGAGAACAACUGAUUUUUCUUACACAAAGCGCGCUUUAGCGGAGGUAGCGGUAAUCAAAUCUUAGGGGACUUUUAGUAUGUUACUAAGUACUUUUCAAUAAAGUUGUAUACCAAAAUUCAGCUUUCCUGCUUUUUUUCCUGCUAUUUGUCAAAAUUGAGUCUAAUUUACCUGGACUAUAAUGUACAAUAGUACAACAUCUCGCAUAAAAAAAAAAAACCCAAAAAAGACGGUAUUGACCGUUUCGUCUCUAUUACAAUCCGAUUUCUUUCACAGAAAACAUACUCAGACUUAUCAUAACUACGGAGGGAAAAUGUAAAAAUAAAAAUAAAAAACAGAACACGGCAGAGAUCCCGUAAUCGAAAAUUACAAAACACGUUCUUCCCUUUUGCCGUUGAGCUAAUACGACACCGGUGAUAAGACUGCAGUUAGUACUGCACUAGUGCCGUAGGACUACACUUUGUUUUAUAGAAUAUCACGAAAAGUGAAAAAUUUUGCUUUUGAGGGGAGAUGGGGGGGAGGGUCCUGCAAAAAUAAGCGAUUCGACGCGAAACAUCCCCCCGACUGGAAUAAUUUUCCGGAAACUCACUCUACACACAUCCGUGUACUGGUAUAUUAAGUGACCGGCCGCUAUUGUACAUACGUACCAUAUUAUUAUACGUACCUGUAGGCCGCGUAGGCGAAGGCGUGGGCGGAGUGGCGGUGUCGUCGCGACCUUGGUGUGAAAUUAAAGGAAGUCGCGUCGGGACGGGUUGAGCGCGUAUAUAAUAUUAUAAUAAUAAUAAUAGUAAUAUGUAAUACCGACCACGAGUGUGGAGGGGAAAAAGAAGAAUGCGCUAGUGUUGUACAUAAUAAUAUCAUAAUGAUACAUUAUAUACAAUAAUAAAAUAAUAAAGUAAAAACAAAUUUAUUAAAAUGGUUAAUACUCGUAAACAAAUAAAGUAAAUAAAUAUACAAAUCAAAAAUUUAUAUGUAAAAAUAAAAUAAAUAAACGAAUCAAUGCGUCGCCUGGAGUAUUAUGAUAAGCGCAUUGUACGACCGGUUUCGAAUUAAAAAUUCGUCAUCAGGUGUAUCACAGUCAAAAUGUCUGUGACUGUUUUAUGUUUUAUGACUGUGAUAUACCCGAUGAUGAAUUUUUAAUUCGAAACCGGUCGUACAAUGCGCUUAUCGUAACACUCCAGGCGACGCAUUGAUUCGUUUAUUUAUUUUAUUUAUAUAUUUAUUUACUUUAUGCAUAAUAUAAUAAUAAUAAUAUAUAUAUAUAUAAUGUACAAGUGUCCGCAAUGAACACCGGACCAUCACUGUAUACCUAAUAAUAUUAUUAUAACAUCGUACCUGUACACUCGUGCGCGUAUAAUAAUGAUGCCUACGAACAUCACGGACGACAUCGCGCGAGCGCGCGCGCCCGAGCGGUUCUCCAGACUGUUAAGUGUCCGUCGUGGUCGGUUAACUAUAACAAUAUAAUACUAUCACCGCGUUUAUAUUAUAAUAUAUGUGUAUAUAUGUAUAUACGUAUAUAUAUAUAUAUAUACAUAUAUGUGUAUAAUAUGAUAGGUGUUAACCUAUCAUCGUUGUGACCGCCGCCGCCGCCGCCGCAGCCGCCGCCGCAGCCGCCGCCGCGGCCGUCGUCUGACAGUACGCCGCACGCGUGUGCCGGACCAGAGACUGCCGCCGCGCGGGCAGACACAACGUUCCGACGGAGCCCGCGAAGAACACGCGCGCCGCCGUAUACACGCUCGUCCGCACGGCUUCCGAUGGGUUCUGAUAGCGCGCACCGCCGCCGUCGCGUACCCAGCGGUUCGAAUUUCCGCCGCCGUCGUUGACUUUUGUCGACUUGCCGUCCGUUGUUUUUGUUCACGCGCGAACGUCAGCGAAUCCCGGCACACACGCGGUGAGUACCUACCACCUACACCUACACCACCUACACUGCCUAUGCCAUAUCCCACGCCCGUCGUAAAUUCACCAUGAAAUCGUAACGAAAUAUAUUACGGGAUUCACGCGGAGUUUUUAAAUGAACGGCAUCCCUCCCCUCCCCAUUCCCCCGUCGGUCACCCGGAUUUCUUUCGAUUUCGCGAAAUUCGACAACAAUCGUGUUUUCAGUAUACGUCUGUAGACUUUUACACCUCAAUCUACCGCCCCCUCACCCAUUCGCACAUCCGUCUAAAGGGAUACGGGGUACGUCGUUUUUACAGACGAAUACGUGACUUCUUCACGGGAAUAUUUAUUAGUCAUAACAUAGAUCUUUUUUAAUCGACAUACGACCACGUUCUAUAUUACAGUCCGCAUUGAACUCCGGUUUUUCUUUUUCUUUUUUUUACAAAGACCCCAAAUAGCUGAGAUGAAAGUAAAAGAGAACAGAAGAAUACGAAUUUCAAAUAACGGUCGGUACACGAAAAUUUACGCGCGGAAAAAAGCCUAAAAUGUAAUUUUUGUAAAGACAUAUUUUUCAGAAUGAAUUUUCACUAGCAAUUAGUCGUUACGUACGCGUUAAAAUUUUAAUAACCACCUUAAAUAUAAGACUUCGACACUAAUUUAUACUGUCCGAUAAUACCUAUUUAGGGGAAAGCAGAAUGGCCGUUUUUACGGACGAACAUGACUUCGUGUGGGAAUAUUGUUAAUUUAACACUAUUUAUUUCUUGGUAAACAACGACAUUCAACAGCCAAUACAAUUUGGUAGCUUAACAUUUUAAAGAUAUAUUAUAAAGAUUGGGUUUACAAUAUUAAAAAAACGGAAGUUCAAUGCGGGCUGUAAAAAUAAGUCUUCCUAUUUUUAACGAAAAAAUAAUCGUCAACAUCGGACCACUCUAUGAGAGUUUUGAGAGUUUUUCCAGUGAGACAUGUUUUUUUAAUAAUAAAAUGCAAAAGUGCUCUUAAUAAGACGGCUACAUCUAAUCGAAACAUAUAGUUUCUAUAUAAUAUAUAGGCAUUUAUCGACUUGUAGUAAUCAUAAACAGUGUAUACACUUAGUUCAAUUUCGUUAGGUACACUGUAUCCCUCAAAAACGAAAUAUGUCAUUCGAAUAUAGUCCUGUAAUGAAUUCAUAAUAAAAUUAUUGGAAUACAUUUUGUAAAACGAAUCGGACAGGUGGUUGCGCAGAUUUUCAAAAAAAUUAUAAUUUAUCGUCCGACCGGAACUUUGUCGUAAACCGUAAGUGCGUUAUGGUUUUAAGAUCGAUUUUACGAUAUUACAGGACACGUGGUUUUCGAUUGUUGUCUUUUCGUGGUUGCCUAGCCGUCGAAUAGUUUUUUACACAAAAAUUCGCUACUGUACGACCGACCACCGUAUCUCGUUAUUUUAUUUUUCCUGUUCAAAAAGUAUAUACGUUUUAUAAAUUAAUGUAAAAAAAAAAAAGGUCUAUCAAACCAUUUUAAGACUUUUUUUUUUUAAUUCACGAAUUUAGCGAAUUUUAUGUUAACAUUCAAAGUUGACUUUAUGAAAUAUUCGAAAUCAAGGUUCACAAAGCGGCGGAUUUAUUGAAAUAUACCGAAACGAUCAAGAUAGGCACAAGUUCUAUAUUAUGACGUCUACGAAAUCAACAAACAAAUAAAGCUUAUAAAAAAGCUUUUGGGUUAAUACAUAGAUCAAAUAGAUUCAUAAAUACGCUCGUGUGCCGUAACAAUCAUAAAUUUCGGGGGGGAGGGGGGUUGAACCUCCAAAAUCUUCCUUUUUUUACUCCACUGUUUGUGCACAUAAGGGAUACACGGUGAAUAGAGCAGAUUGUUUUUAAGUAAAAUAUAAAUUUACGAAAUUGUAUAAUAUAAACUAUAUUUUUAUAAAACGACAGACACGGAGUGAUGAUUUUUGACCAAGCGAUGUAUUUUGGCGUUUGUUUUUUCUCGGCAGUGUUUAAGGGCCCAUAUCGUCACUAAAAUUUAUUUUCUGCGUCUUUUUCGGUUUGGGGUGGACCAAAUUUAAUUUUGAAAACAGAUUUCGAUCGAUUAACAAUAAUUUACCAUAUUGACAAAGUACCGUUUAAAUUUUGAACUUAUAUUAUUUAUUAUUAUUUUUACGUGUACGUGAACCAAAUUUGAAUAGUUUUAUAUACCACAACGCAAUUUUUAUUGGGGAUAAAUUUAUACACAUUUCCCCCCCCCUCCUGUAAUCGCGAAAUCCGUAGUUCUCGUCAUAAUAACACGGAUCGAAAAUAGUACGGUCAGUCCCGGUCGAUACCGCAUUAAACCACCGAUUAAACCACAGUUUACAAUAAUUAUUUUACGUUCGCGACGUCGUAAACGUCUGAAGGUCGUGCGCACGCGUACAAAGGUGCGCGCUUAGACUAAGGUCCGAACCAAUGUGAAUGGUCUGGCCGAACGAACAAUUCUGGGACGUCAUCUCGUCGCUAAAAAUAAAAUCGCGUUCGGAAUAUGUCACUGGAUCAUGGUGGCCAGAUUUUUGUAUCGAUCGGUUCUAUACACGCGCCGCAAACAUAAACGACCAGACUAUUACGAUUGACAGUAUAAGUAUAGUUACUAAUAAUAUCAUUGAUUUCGUGUUAGUUUUAAAUUUAUGUUUUGAAAAUUCGCUCGACCAUAAAUGGAGUACACUAUAUAUACAUUAACUUUGGAAAUAUAUGCACUUAUGCAAUCUAGAUAAAAAAAACCGCUAAAAAUUUACUUUCUCCUUAAGUCCUUUUUUCCCGCAAACAAAUAAAUAUAUAUCAAGAUAAUUUUAUGUUUUUGAUUAUAAAUCGAUGUAUUUCGUGGUGUUUUUGAAUCUUUGUGAUACGAUCUGUACACAACUCAAUAUACAAUACAUACAUUAUUUUAGAAAGUUCUUAAAAAAAAUACAAUCUGUAUUUGUAUUUUGUUUUAGCGUAUGACUUUUAUAUAAGAGUUGAAUGAUAGUUACUGUGAUGAUUAUUUUUUGUACCAAUUGAAUAUCCACUAAUGUUUAUUUAUGAGGAAAAAAUCACACAUAUUGCCGCGUCGCCGCGGUCGUUUGUUUUCACCAUGUUGGCAGUAUACCUGUUAUUAAAAAAAAAAAAAAAAAAAAAAAAAAAAAAAAAAAAAUAGCAAAACAUACAAGUAGAACGCAUAUAGUAGGAAAACAAAAAAGUAAAUUGCACUUUUUAACCAUCUCGUCCUGUAUAAAUACGAUUGCGCGGUCGUAGGAAGAAAUAAAAGCUCAAUAAUCCAUCAGUUGUCCGUAUAUAUUUAUACUGAGGACCGGCGUGAAAUGUUUAUACGAUCUAUACUAUAGCGUAACGUGUGUGUAAACUCGAAAUGUGAGACGGAAUAUUUUCCGUGACGGAGUUAAAAAACGAUUUACGAACCCGUCUGGUCUUGGACAAAACCAUAAACAUUUCAAUCGUACGCGUUUCGAUAUGUGAAAUUACGUGCAUGCGAGCAGUCGAUGUUGUGCGAAGGUAUAUUUAUCGACUCUUUCAUUUACCAAUAUCCUUAAUAAUAAAAUUACUAAAUAAUAAUAUUUGAUGACUAUUUUGCUGCCCUUAGCUUGUUUGACUUUAGAGCUUAUAACCACAACAUUCGUAAUAAUAAUAGUUUUAUAUUUUAUAUUCCUCGCGUUUAUUCCAAGACUACGCGCCAGUAAAUCACCCCAUUAUAAUAUUAUUCUAACGUUUCUUAUAGUUAUAAUUUAAUUUUUGAUGAUGGUUAUAAUACACACUUGUUAUAUAUAUUUUAUACAUUUGAUUACUUGCAUUCGGGUAUAGAUCUUAGAAUUAUAUAAGUGAGAGGAGUGGGUGAGGGCUAAACAAAAUUCGCUUUGCGUUAAAAAUUUACUUUUAAUUUUAGUUAUAAUUUUUAUACAUAUAUGAUAUAGUAUACCUAAGUUCUAUUUUUAAAGUACCUGCAUGUUAAGGGAUGGAGGUCUUCAACCCUUAAUGGCUCUCCUUGAAUCCACCCCUAUUUGUAAUUAAUGUUAUUAUGCACCUACUGAAAUCGAAACUGGAUCCAGUCAGUAAAAUAAAAUAAACUAAAUGUCGCAAUUGAUUACUUUAAUAUUGUAAAUAUAAACAUUAUAACAAUAAACGUCCUGACCUGACCUAAUCAAAACGUUUGCGUAACGAUAUAAUAUGAAUACUAAAUGUAAUUUAAAAAAAAAAUAAAAUGAAUAUAAUAAUGAAUGUAAUUAAUGUAACAUAAAUUAUCUAGCCAUAAGAAUACAAUGUUUAAUGCAAAUUGGGUUGUUCCGUAUUAAAUAAAUAAAUAUUAAAUAACAAAAAUCGUUAAUGUCAUACAUAUUUUAUCCUUCGUUUGUCAUACGGUUUUUCCAACUAUUAAAAAAAUCAUAAAAAGUAAUCAAAAAACAACACUAUGAAUGUACCAACUAGAUCCACAAUGCUAUACAAAAGCUUUCAUGUUAUUUUUUGAAUGGAGCGAAGUUUCUGGUAGAAAAGUUGUUAACGGAUAGACAAAUUAAAAAACACACAUCAUACUAAAACCAAUUCCUCGUUGUAUCCAAAAUCUAAAAAAUUACUUCUAAACAAAUAUUAUUAUUUUCUAUACUUAUUAUCUAAGGAAUUACGGACAACAUCUGAUGAUGUUUUUUUGUUUUUAUCUUGAUAUUAAUAAGUUGAUAUUAAUUACGUGAUUUAAUAAUAAUUAUUGGAGAAUAAUAAUAAUAAUGAUGUGAACUUUAAAAUACCAUACAUGUCACCAUAUACGGUAAUGAUAAAUGUAAUUAAAAACGUAUGAUUCACAGUUUAAAAAAAAAAAACCUAUUAAAGAUCGAUUGCGAACAUUGCAAAGUUAUUAUGUAUUUUUAUGUAAUAAAAAUAAACAAAGAUACUAGAAAUUAUUAAUAAAAUUCUAUUAUCAUGAUACUUAUAAAUUAUAAGUAAGAUAAUAUUAUAAGUAAUAACAAGAUUAUUUAAAAAUCUUUACAUAAUAGUAUAUUCCACCCGGCGCUCAAUGGAAUUUUAUCCUGAUUACGAGUGUCUCGAUCUUUUUUCAAACAAUAAUGGUGAGUAUAACAAUGUUAUCGAGAUCUCGAGUAUAAAAAUCAUUUAGUUUUGCGCGGCAGUUAUAAACGUGAACCGCAUAAUUUUAUUAUUUUGCUUACAUUUUAGUAACACGUUAUGUGCACAUUAAACAUACUUCAAUUGAGUAUAAAUACUAUAUAAUACUAAAUAUAUUAGACUUAGUCCAGAACUCGACUGUUUAAUUUGAAAAAAAUAAUUCUAACCUCUACGUAUAAAUAUCUUCAAAUGCAGAUAUUUCUAAUAAUAUUGCUAUGUUAAUAGUUUGAAUACGCAAAAAUAGAUUGUUAUAUUAAUACUACAGUAUUAUUAGGGUUACUACAUUUAUGUUUAAUUUAGAGUUGGUCGAUAAAUCGACUCGACAAAUUUUGAUUUAGUACUCGUUAAUUCGAGUAUAAGUAAAAAAUCUAACGAACGAAAAAUGAGCCGAUAAAAAGAUAAGAGUAAAUAAGAAUAAAUGAUAAUAAGGGCGUUUUAAAAAUCUAAUUUUACUCAUGUUCAAGAAAUAUUAUCGUCACGCGUAAUUUGACGUUAAUAAUAAAUAAAUAUUAAUACAUAAUGUAGUUAAAUACUUAGUUGAUAAUUAACAAAAAAAAAAAAAAAAUAAAACAAAAGUCGAAAAUUACAGAAAUUCUUACCGUGUAAAUUUCCCAGUUUUUCUGUUGUUUUUUCUCCGGUUUUUCAACUAUUAUGAAGAAAACUAUAUGAAAAAUAAAAACAAAAAUGACUUCCCCGACUCAUUGGCUACAAUUUUGACUAGACAAACAUUUGUUAACAGAAACCACCCACGAAGUCGAUAGAUUUUUAGUAUUGUUUACAGACAGAAAAAAAACAAAAAAAACGCAUCAUAAUAAUAAACCUAAUAUUAAACUAAUAAAUUCGUCGUUUCGCUCAGAAAACAAAAAAAAAAAAAAAAUUAUGUCCAUAAGCGAAUAAUAAUCACGCGGUCAUCCUUAUCGUACAUUAAAAUUUCGUAUCAAUCCACUAACCUGUCCUGCUAGAAUAAGUUCCGUAUCUGACGUGUAUGCGUGUGUGUUUUUUCCCCUCGUCGGUUUUCGUCCCGACACAUUAUUUUAAUCGAAUAUUAUUUUACACCCGCGCAGUCGCCGCCGCCCGUUCUUUUCAAUAACACGAAUUAUACACCGCACGUCGUUUUUUCUUUCUUUCGCUCUUUUUCAAAUUCUCAAAUCGUCGUCAUUUUUCACGGUUGCAGGUAUGGAGCAACAGAAGAAAUAUUGGAACAAAAUCGAAAACGCCUGUUGCCAACUGAUCACGUGUAUUACCGCUCUCAUACGACUCGUGUCCAAGUACGUUAUCGGAACGUAUAUGCAUCAUAUCGAAUACCGGCCCGGUAAGUACAUUAUAAUAAUAUUUACUGAUAGUACCUACACAAUCAGUUUUUGUUUUAAUUGCAUAAUUAGACCGUUGUUUAUCGCGGCGUGUAAUGAGCAGAAAAUUUGAAUUACGAAUUUUUUUCUCAAUUAUAGAAACAUUUUAAUUUAAAACGAUCGGUAUAAAAGAGUACCCGUAGCUGUACCAAAAACCUUUUUGUUAUUUGUUUACCGCGUGCAUAAUUUCCUUGUUUAUUGUUUGUUCGCUCACGUAUUAUUUUCGACGGUUUUUGAUAUUGAAAGCAUUUUACGAUGAUGUCGCCGUAGAGUCCAAAAACUCUGUACAAACAAAUAUUAUGAUAUAAUCCCCUUAUUGUAUACUAUACAAAUAAACCGGGAAACGAGUCACGAACUCUUAAAACUUUUCUAAAAUCGUAGCGAUUUGUAUAAAUACCUGAGAUCAGCGCAACGUGGAUUUUUUUGAACGGGGCUGUUGCAUGUUUACGUAUUUAAAAGAAAAAACAUGAUUUUAACGCAUUUUAGUAAAAUUAUAUUACAUAAAUAAGGAUGGAAGGGGGUGUCCAGAUACUCAAAAUAUCAAUCCCUUCUAGUCGUGCCACUAUCUGAGUCCCAUUAUAUCGAAGAUUCAUUUUCGGUUUGAUGAAAGUGAUGUACGCGUAUAUUUUUCAAUGGAGGGGUAUAUCGAAAUUUUCCCAAAUUGGUUCAAAAUAUUUUACCUAUAGUUAGGUAUUAAUAUGAAUUCUCUAUAUUAUGUUUAAAAAAGACUUAAAUUUUGAGAAUGACUUCAAUAAUUUCAACUAGGUAUAUUAUAAUAGACUGAUACCACUGAUCGAUGUAUCACUUUGUUCAGGCACGGAUCCAGAGCUAAGAUCUGGGGAGGGCCCAACAAUUUUUUUACAACAUGAAUACAAUUAAAAUAUAAUAUAAUACAUAAUGUAUAUUAUUUUCUCACGCAAAAAUCAGAGAAAAAAUUUGGAGGGGCUGGGCCCUGAAUCCGUCUCUGGCUAUGUUUAAAGAGAGAGAAAUUUAAUUCAUAUUUGUAUGCAAUUAUAAACCAUAUUGUUAACAAACAAAAAUUCUGAGCAGAAUAUUAUUAAUCCUAUUUUUCCCGAAUAGUUUCCAAGGUAACCCAGAUAUCAUCAAAAAUUAUGCCAGUUUUUCUCAUUAAUUAAGAAAAUUACGAGAGAAAUCAAAAAAUGAUUCCCUCAAAGAACCAAAUAAGGCUACAAGAGAGUUUUUGACUGUAGCAAAAUCUCAUAUACAUACACAUAAAUACAUAAUAAAAAACCAAUACAUUCACCUUCGCUUGAAAUCUAAAAUUUCAAAAAAAAAUUCAAUUUUAAACAAAAUUCAACAAUAUACGCUAACUUUUAUUGGAUUAGUGAUAAAUAUGAUUUGUAUAAUCGUAUACGUUUUAUAUUUUUUUCAAUUCGAACAUUACACUUGAAAAUAUAAAUAUGGACCACUAUACUACACCGAAUGAAAUUUUAUUGGUUUUUUUUUUUCUAUAUUUAAUAUAAGUAAAUGUGUAUAUAAAAAUAAUGUACAACGUUAGUAUGACGUUCGAAUGAAAAAAAACACGUGUUCGACUAUGAGAAAAGUUGAUUUUUUAAAUUUAUUUGACUUUUGUUUAUUAUUAUUACGUUAUCAUAGUUCGCCAGAAAAUUAAAUGCAAAACUAGUUGAUUAAAAUAUCAUUAAAUAUUACCACUAAAAAGAAAAAAAUUAGUUUUCUAACUUUAAACCAGCGAUUCUCAAACUGUGGUACGCGGUACGUCACAUGGUAGUACGCAGAAAGCCAAAUUUUUAUAAUGUCAAUUAUAUUGUAGUAAUUUACUGUCCUAUGCUCAUAAUUUUGAAAUAAAUGUAUAAACAUUAUGAAAAGUUAAAUUUUUAUUCAUAAGUGGUAGGUGACGUAUAAUACAUAUAAGGGGUACGCGAAAAAAAAGGAACUUUUUCUGCAAACCACACUUUCUUCUUUGACGAAUAUAAAUAUUAAUAAUAAAAAUUAAAGUAAUGUAUUUAGUAUACCCAUUUUAAUAACUUUGGAGAUAAUAAAAGUAAUCAAAUUCCGUUUUUUUAAAUAUUAUUUACAGAGAUAUGGACUAAAAGUAUUGUUAUUGCAAUUCAUUUUUAUGUUUUGGUAAAAAAUUUAAAAAAAAUUAUUUUAUUUUAUUAUUUUUGAUAACAAUUAUCAGGGAGUUUAGGGAAGUACCUAUAAUUAUACAGCAGGCUUUAAUCCCAUUCGCUAAUGAAUUAUUAUUUUCAUGACUGUAGACUUUUUUUUUCUCAACUUUAAAAAAUUAUUAAAAAUCACGAAUUUAAUGGAAAAAAAAAUUUAAUACGUCAGAAUUUUCAGAAAAAUAAACUCUAUAACAUGACUAUCUUCAAAUUUGUCGAAAAUAAUAAAAUAAACAUUUUUUUUUUUAGUUGUGUUACCAAAAUUUAAUUCAAAUAUAAAUAUUCACGCGAGUAAUGUAAAAAAAAGUAAAGUUUUAUUAUCUUUAUUAUAUCAAGAGAUAUAGCAGUGGUUAAAUCUUCGUGGGACACGCCCUGUAUAAUGUACAUUGUUUAUAAAAUAGCUAUAGCACUCGUAAUGAGUAUAUAAAGUAAAUGGGCAGUUGGGAAGGUUCGAUAAUAUAUAGAAUAAUUUAAUAAUAUAAUUUCCAAUAUAAAACUAAUCUGAGUAUAUUCGGUUGAACGUAUUUCUAAAUGCUGCAAUUAUUAUUAUUUUCAUAAAAAUUUUAAUGCUUUAUUAUUUAUUUAUUUAUUUUUUUUAAGAAACUUAUAGGUAUUAUAAAAUGAGACUUCAUUAAUUUUUGGUUAAAAAUUUAAGGAGCUAUAUUAUGAAAUUGACAAGUUUAAAAAAUCUUGAAAAUAAAACUGAAACCUUCAAAAUUCUUAAAGUUUAUAUAGUUGCCUUUUGUAUAACGACCCAGAAAAAUGACUAAUUUAAAAUAUAAUGUUUAAAACUCGUGUAUACUCAUUGCUUAAAUAAUUCAAUUCCAUAGUAUUAUGCAUUUAGUUGUUUAUUCAUAAUAUUGUUCAAUUUAGGUUUUGAAGCACUUUAAUUUCUGAGUAAGUCUCUAUAUAUUAAUAAGACUUUCGGCCAAACUAAAUAAAAGUAAAAAGUCUUGUAAAUUAUUACAAGAGUUAGGAUGUUUACGCAUUACAAAGUUAAUAAAUAUGUAUAUACAUAUAUCUACAUUAAAUUAAGUUAAAAAACAAAAAAAGCUGAUACUGCUAAUGGGUGUGAUGGAAUUGUUGUAGGUCGAAAGUUAGGAAGUUAGGAUAGAUGAGGUUCUGUCUACAACGAUAAAUCAUUGCUAACGAAAAACAAAUUUGGACGAAGUUCAGUUAUACAUAUAUUAUAAAAUGCCUCAUUUUGUACAAUUUUUACGAUUUUCGUAAAUAAAAAAAAGACCUAAUUAAUUACGCUCAACUUUUUAUUUUUUAUUUUUUUACCAAUAAGAAAAACACUAUGAUGAUCCUUAUGUUUAAUUUUAACAUCUUUCAUUUUAGAUGACGAGGGAACUAUUGGUUGUUUAUUUUUUUUCUUCUAGUCUAUGGACACGUCUUUUCCUAGUAAACUUGUUCUGAUUUUUACGUGUAGCAACUUUUCUGAAAGCUCAAGUUAUCUAAAUGGUACCUUUAACAUGUCAUUUUUUGAUUUUAUAUGCUAUUUUUGAAAUAAAAGCACUUAGUAAGAGAAAACGUAGGAAAACGUACAAUUUUAUGAUUUCAUUAUUUUAUAAAAACACGUUUUCUAUCAGAAAAAUUGAUUUAAUCGAAAAAUCACAAAAUACCUUUUUGAUAAACUUUCUUACGGUAUCAUUGUCAAAACUUUUGAGCCACUUUUGAUCUUUUAAUGAAUUUUAAUUUUUGGGAGUUUUUUGCUGUAAUUCGGUAAUAAAUACACGUAGGUACAUGAAAUUUGGUAAUAAUACUUAUAUUGAACUUACCUAAAAGUGGUAAAAUUUCCAAAAUCACAUGAUGACUUUUUUUUUAAAAAUAAGCGUUUAGAAAUCAAAUUUAAACAAAAUCUUAAAAAUUAUGUAUUACCGAACUGCGUUUGGAAUCAUCUUUCAUUAAGCAAUGGUUUAUCGUUACUUAUAGAUAUGAAUAAAAUAACCUUAUGUAUCCUACCUUCCCAACUUCUCAACUACAACAGUGGCCACUCUCAUUCUCAGUAUCAGCUCUUUUUUUUAAUAUUUUAUAAGUUUUUUAAUUAUUUGCUGAUAUCUAUGUGCCUAAUACCGUGGUUUUUCUGGUUGAAAAAGUAUUUUUAGUGGUUUGCAAUGAAUACUGUUUUAAGCCCGUUAUAACGGUACUAUUACCGUAAUUGUUAGCAUUAUGUGCGUACACGUAAAUUCCAUAAACUUGACAUUUACACAGUAUAGGCAUCAGGUCGAAGAAUAUUUUCGUACUAUCCUACGUGUUCGAUUUUCUCAACCAUGAAUAAUUUGUUACUAUAAUAUUGACGUAUUACCGGAACGUUGAAGAAUACCUCCUUAUACAUAUUUUUUUUCUUCUAACGGUAAAUACCUAACACAUAACAAUAAGUGAAUAAAGGCCUACGCUAUUCGAACGUCAUCCUAAUUUCCUUAUUUGUAAUAUAGUAUACUUAUGGUUUUUUUUUUUAAAUAAUUACAUUAAUUUAUUAUUUUAAAAUAUGAUACAUAAAAAAAAAAAUAUUCCAUAAUUCUACCUAUGUAGAAUAUACAUACAUUCCAAUGUUUCAUUGUAAUAUAGGUACCUAUCUAAGUAAUUCUUGAAUUAUUUAUCUGCACGUUGCUAUAUAUAUUAAUAUAUGUUAAUACAAUUAUUUGCAUAAUAUUGUAUCUAAUAUGUUAUUUGUUAAUUAUAUUUCAAUGACGUAUAAUAUAUCAUAUUAUUGAAAAUAAUAUUAAAUAUUGUUUAUAACAACAUUUAACAGAUAUAAUGUAUAUAUAUAUAAUUAUGUGUUAUAAAAUGUAUAUAUUAUAUGUAUAGGUACCCAGAUAUAUUAUAUAGUUAUCGAGUAAUUUAGUUUACCUAUAGAUAAAAUGGUAAAGGUUAUACACUAAAACGAAUGCCGAGAAGAAGACGAUAUAGUAAUAAUGUCAUUUGGUCAACCAGACGAAAACACAAUGGAAUUGGUUUUAAAUUAAUAUUCUUGAUCUUUUGAAUGUUGGGCAUAUAGAACCUUAGUCAAUUUCUUUGUAAUUGAUAGGUUUUGUUAUCUCAAGGCCAAGUUAAACCUUGAUGGGUAAUCAAUGACGUAUAUAAAAUUAUAAUAGUAUUACUGCUUUGAUUUCGUUUCAGACGCUCAACCGAAAACAUGUAAAACCUUGGCAGAUAUUCCAGGGCCAAGGUCCUUGCCUAUAUUCGGUACAAGAUGGAUCUAUUGGAAAUUCUGUUUAUACAAACUGAAUGCGGUACAUUUGGCGUACAAAGGUAAAUAAUUUUGUUGUUUUUUAUUUAUGGAUUAGUUUAGUCACACAGUGAUAACAAAAAAUAGUUAUCCAUACUUAAUUUAGUUGAUACGGGUUUAAUAGUCCCUCUCUAUAAGUAAAUAAAUAGUAUAUUUUCUUUCAUUACUAUACACAGGCAAUCAAUUCCAAUUUCUAAGACAUUAUAUUUAAAAUACAAACCAUUAUUAAUAUAUUUCAAUCCACUCGAAAAAUUGAAUCCAAACUACUCUCCCCCUACCUAAACAUAAAAGUGUAAUAUCUUGUCAACGGAAGAUCAAACAUUUCAUCACCGAAAUGUAUUUAAACUAACACGCCAGCUAUUUAUGCAAUUUUUAAUAUAGGUUGUUAUUUUAAAAUCAAAAGUUGAUUAGUUGUUUCAUUCUUAAGAAUGAUCAAUAAUAAUGUUAAUGUAAUAUUUUUGAGCUGCUUAUUUUUAAAUUAUUUAAAAAAAAUAAUAAAUACUUUUCGAGAUAACGAAUGUCUUACCGUGAUCUUAUUGCAGAUCACCUUAUAUACGGAUUAAUCGUCUAUGACUGUACCUAAAUAUUUGGAUAUUAUGUAAAUAUUGGAUUAUUCAUAAUCUGUUAAUACUUACACAGACAUGUUCAUCCGGUACGGAAAUAUAAUUCGUGAAGAAGCAUUGUGGAAUAUACCAAUUAUCAGUGUCAAAGACCGAGAUUUUAUUGAACGGGUACUCAGGCACAGUGGAAAAUAUCCCAUCCGACCCCCGAAUGAAGUAACGGCCAACUACAGAAAAUCCAGGCCAGAUCGCUACACUAACACCGGGCUCGUUAACGAGUGAGUACGAGUACUUAUAGAAGGAUAAUAUUAUGAAUAAUUAUAUUUUGUUUGUGUAAUUCGAAUACACUGCAGUACUUAUUAUAAUAUUAUUAAGCCUAUUCGGGAUUAAAAUACAACAUAAUUGCAUAAGAAGAGGGUUCUUGAACAUUUGUAGUAUGUGAAAAAAAAAUGAUUACGUUACGAGUGCUUUAUAAAAUUUGAAUUUAACGGUGUGGCAAUUAUAUUUUGUGCAAUUAUGUGUACAAAAUAAAUAACGUGCUACAGAUAUAAUAUUUUAGAUGAUAUUUUUUUAAAAAAAAAAACUAAAUAAUAUACUGUAUAUAAUUUACAUUCCACAAUGAUGAUAAUACUUGUUCAUUAAUAAUAAUUAAAAUAAAAAUAGUUAAAAAUUUGACACAAGGGUAGCAAAGGCGUGUUUACGAUAGGGAGGGAUGUGGAUGUCAUGUCCGCCCCCAUUGACCUUUAAAUCUGUUCUAAUUUUAUAAUUCUCAAUUAUAUUUUAUUAUAAUCUAUUAUCAGUGAUGUACCCAGGAAAGACCUAAAGGGGCUUCGAUCCUCCCCAUUGGUCAUGUUAAAUUUAAAAAAACAAAAGAAGAGCUGAUACUGCUAUAGGUGCGCCAUUGUUGUAUGUGGGAAGUUAUGUGGGAAGGAUUCAAAAAGUUAUUAAAUUAUUAAACCUGUAAGCAAUGGAAAAACCAUCGCGAACGAAAAACUGAAGCGAGCGAAUCUGAGCGAAGUUUGUUUAUACAUGAUUUGAACCUUUGAAUAUUUAUGAUUUUUAUGAAAACUUGAUCUUAAAAUGAUUAUAUAAAAAAAAAAAUUCAUUACGCUCAACUUUUUUUCAUCGCUAAGUUCAAUUUAUAAUGAACCUGUUAAAUUUUCAAGCAUUUCUGUUUGGUCACACAUAGUAACUAUCAAGUUAAAUCUACAUAAAAAAACUCAUAACAAACAUUUUAUGCUUAUAAAUAGCUCAAAAAUAUUUUCAGAAGAUUUUGAACAUUUUGACACGUUUAGAAAAAGCAUAAAUACAUUUUCUGUCAAAAUUUAAAGUUUCUUCGAUUAUUUUAAACUAAAUUGCAACAAAAAAAAAUCUUUCCCGUUAUUUCUACGUUUUUUCUAGUUUUGCUCAGGAAUUACGAAAACUACACUGAAAGUCAAAAACGACUUCUGUAUUGACCAAUUAAAUUAAAAAUGCAACAAAAAACCUCUCUUGUCAUUUUUUAUUGAAGCAACAUUUUCGAUAGAAAACAUACAUUUGUCUUUUCCUGGUUUUCCCUAAUUAUUAUGAAAACAUACUUAACCUACUUUCGCAGUAACUAGAUACAAAAUGCAAUAAAAAAGAUCUCGUGUCAUAUGAAUUUUUAAAUUAAAAUUAAAAUUCAUAUUAAAACAUAGAAAAACCAAUACAUCCCUCGAUCCGCUUCGAAUUAAAAAUUGUACUAACGAUUUAGCAUUAAUAAAUUAUUACUUAUAAGAUAAUAUUCAUUGCACAUUUGUAUUACUUAUUCAGCUGAAUACAAAUAAUACUCAUACUUGUAUUACAUAAUUAUUUAUUUUGUAAAACAUUUUUAUUUUAUUUUCUAAUGUGUAUUAUUUCGUUAUGUCGAUUGUCCUUUUCUCUUAUUAUCAUUAAUAAAACUUCUGCACAUAUAUCUAUUUAUAAUGAACGCUCUCGCAUCCCUUUAUCUUAAUUCCAUUCUCUGCUUCUAAUGACUCUGAUUUUUCUCUAUUAUUUGCACCAUAAGGUAUGAAAUAAUGAAGUCCCCUUCCUUUAUAUAUCCAGCCAAUAAGUAAUCAUUUUCUGAUUUUAAAACUAUAUAUUUUUCGUAUUAAUUUGUUGUGAUGUUAGUUUUAGUUUUAUUUAUGAUAUUACCUAUAACUAGGGCCCGGAUUUCAAUGAAAAAUGCAUCUUUUUUUGAGUGAUAUUAUACAAUGCUUUCCAAAUAUAUAAUUUGAUUCAUGUGACAGACUUCAAAGGUGAAAAACUUUUAUUUUGCAUUUUUCAAUGUUAUUUCAUUUUUAGAACAUUUUUAUCUUUUUUUUAUUAUUAUUAUAUAUUUAUAUACAAUACUAUAUACCAUGCUUCAUAUAUUUAAUCUAUGAUAUGAUUUAAUAAUUUAAAUUUAGCUUAUUCAAAAUAUUACUCAUACUGUUCAGUUUUUUCAGUCAAUCAGUCCAAACAGCUCCUCAAUUAAUACUAUCGUCGCUAUAGUCACAAGUCAAAUUUUUCAAUUUGCUGUUGUUUUUUUAAAUAAAAUAAAAGUAUUAUAAUUUACCCAAUAAAAUAAUAAAUUUAAAAAAUGAUAUGCUAUUUUUUAAAGACAUUUUUAGCUUUUUUUAGAGUAUUCUACGAUGAUUUUUAGUGCAUUAAAUCCAGACCCUACUUAUUAUAUAUUAUUGUUAUAGUACACAACCUGUAUUACUGGGUUCUUUCAAUUAUCUGUUCAAAUGCAAUUACCGUAUUUCAGACAAGGUGAAGUAUGGGCCAAAUUGAGGAACAAACUAACUCCGGAACUUACUAGUCCUAGGACAAUUCGACGUUUCUUACCGGAAGUAAACCAAUUGGCGGACGAUUUCAAUACUCUGAUCGGCUUGGCGAGAGACGGCAACAACGUAGUAAAAGGAUUCGAAUCGUACUGUAACCGAAUGGGGUUGGAAAGUACGUGUGAAAUCAUUUAUUUAGUAUAAAAAAUGUCACGAUAAAAAAAUAAAACAUCUGCCUGAUGAUAAAUGUAUUAUUACACGUCGAAUCAACGAUAUUAUAGUAUAAUAUAAUUACAAAAUACAUCAGGAAAUUGAAUUAUAUCACCUAUAAAAAGUACUUGUAUACAAUUUUUGAACCUGGGCAAAAUUAAUCAAUCAUUUUUAUCAACCGAUAUUAUUUUUAAUUGACAUAUAAUCAUGCCAAAAGUACUUUAAACGUAAAGACUCUCGUUAGUUAGAAGUCAUUUUUCGAACGACAAUGUUAUGAAUUUUAGAUGGUUAGUGUUGAUACAAAUAGAAAAUGAAAUUGUCAGUUUAAUGAACAAAAAACAAAUUAUAUACAAGAUGUCCCAUGGAGAUAUUAUUAUUAUUAUUAUAUACCCAUUGUAAUAUCUCUGGAGAUAAUAAACAUAAUAAAAUUCUGUUUUUUUUAUAUUAUUCACAGGGUUUAAGACUAUAAAUGUUAAUAUUCCAAUUAAUUUUAUGUUUUUGUUAAAAAACUUAAAAAAUAACUUUAUUUUGUUAUUUUUGAAAAAUUUAAAAAUAGCUAUUAUAUAGAGUAAACUGUUUAUUAUUCAGAAAAUGCUAAUGUAUCAACUUAUUUUCAUUAAAUUCGUGAUUUUAAGUUCAGAGGAAAAAAGACGGAUACACUUUGCACGUUGGUCUACUGUUGUAGACAAGCAGUCGGGAAGGUAGUAGAGGAGAAAUUUAAUUUAUAUCCAUAUAGUUUUUCACCAAUAGUCGAAAGUUAUGCUUCCAUCAAUAAUAUUUCAACGUUCUCAUAUUAUGAUUAAUGUAGAAUACUAAGCUGGAAAAUGGUUUGAAUAUUUAGUAUUACACAAUGGAAUAAUUUAAUGGUUGUGUGUUGCGAAUUUAAAUCAUAGUUACAUUUAAGUAUUUAACAGUAAUCAAUAUUUUUUUCAUUGAAUUAGUUACAACAAACGAAACAAGUAUUAUUUGAUAAAUCUACUCAAAGUUACGGGAAACCUUGUAUAAGAAUCGAACAAAUUAAAACGGUUUAAAGUCAUGAAAUAUGUUUGUUAGACUACUGAAAAAAGGAAUAACAAAUACAAUUGAUUUUAUUUGAAUAAUUGUGAUCCACAAUUAUUGUUGAAAAUUAAUGUAAACGUGUUAGCGAUUUCCCCCUUGAACCCUUGAAUCCUUAAUGCGGGCUUAUAGUCACACAGCAUUACAAACUAAAAAAUUAGAUUUCAUCACGUUAAUUUUAAAUAUUAAUCGUAUUAUACCUAUAUUUUUAUUAAUCGGCAGGUACAUGUACGCUGAUUUUGGGCAAGAGAUUCGGGUUUCUAGAUGGAGAGGUCAGCGACACAGCCACGCGGCUGGCAGACUCGGUAACGAGCCAAUUUCGCGCGUCGCAGGAAGCGUUCUACGGACUUCCUUUGUGGAAACUGUUCCCGACGAGAGCGUACAAGGACUUCGUAGCGAGCGAGGACGCCCUAUACGAGCAAGUACAACUUCUAAAAAACCGUUAAAUAAACGAAAUGAGUAAACGUUUCGAUUUCUAACGGUGUUUCACUUUAGCAUCGUAUCCGAAAUCGUCGACUCAGCGCUAAUAGAUGAGCAGCUGUCCUGCACAGACGUGCGCAGUGUUUUCGUAUCCAUACUGCAAGCUCCCGGACUGGACAACCGGGACAAGAAAGCCGCGAUCAUCGACUACAUCGCCGCUGGAAUUAAAACCGUACGAUAUAAUAUUGUAGACCUAUUUAUUUUAGGUUUUUGUACGCUAUUAUAAUAUAAUGUGAUUAGAUAUUUAUUAUUUCAUCACGUCUACCGACCAAUAGAUAAACACCAGUAAAACAAAAAAAAAACGUAAGUUAAAUUCCAUAAAUACUGAGGGGGUAGAAGGCAAAAAAGUAUAAAUACACACUCUGUAUACAAGUAUACGACUAUUAAAAAACAAAAUAUGUGCAAUUUUGUGCGGUAAUUCACGAACACGGAUUAUUUUACAAUCUCGAGAUACUUUUUUUAUACACACCAACCAUCCACUGCAAUUUGUUACUCCCUUCAGAAAAAAAUGCGGUUUUCCCGAAAGGAAACUAUAUUUACACGUCGCGUCGUCGUCGUCGUUGUUAUAAACAAACUAAUAGCUCCAUCGUUUAUUGUUUCUUUUUUGUUGUUUUUUUCAUCCUCACGUACAUGUAUAUCGCAGCUGGGAAACACACUGGUUUUUUUGUUGUAUUUGGUGGCCAAACAUCCGGACGUCCAGGAAAAAAUAUAUAACGAAGUGUUGCGACUAGCUCCGGCGGGUACAGCAAUAACGGCCGAACAUUUGCAUAAUGCCACGUAUUUGCAUGCCUGUAUAACCGAAGCUCACAGGUAUAAACACCCCGCGUUAUUGACGGCCAUCAGUUAUUUUCCUGAAAAUACUUAUCAAUUUAUUGUGUUUUCGUGUCCUACAUUUAUAUAUAUUUAUAGACUUUUGCCCACGGCUCCGUGUAUCGCAAGAGUGUUGGAAUCCGAUUUCGAAUACGAAAAUUAUCAAUUGCCAACAGGGGUAAUAUUAUAUUAAGUUAUUAUAUUUUAUUAGUAUUAUAAUCACACUCAGUGGCGACUAUCCUAUAAUGGAAGUGUGGAAAUAUAGAGACUGUUACACCUCCAAUUAAUAAGGGGGAGAGUUCAUUGUAAACUUCCGAUAGCAUUUGACGGUAUAACAAAACACUAUUAUUAUAUCAGUAGAUGGAAAGCAUUACUUUGAAUAUAGACAAUAUAGUACACUACCACAUCGCUACAUUUCUAAAAAGAAAAUGUGGUAUUUUGCCAUCUGGUUUACCUUUUAUAAUUCAUUUCGUUAUUUUAUUAGAUCUCUAUGAUAUGUAACCUAGCUGGUCACGUUUCUGCAUUCUUAAGACUGAUUUUUUAUCCGGUUCUUUAAAUAACUACUGUCGUAAUUCCACAUUUUUGAUCCAUAUAUGCUCCUUAGAAUUCUUCUUUAAACUUGUACGAAUUAUUAUUAUUAUUAUUAUUUUAUUUUUCUUAUAUGAAGAGUGUUGUUUUGCUGCAUACGUGGUUGGCGUGUUUGGACGACAAUAAUUUCGUUGAUGCAUCCUCGUACAAACCUGAAAGGUGGUUGGACGAGUUAACGAGAAAGUCACCGUUUCUCGUAGUGCCGUUCGGAUGCGGAAAAAGGAUGUGUCCGGGCAAACGUUUCGUCGAAUUGGAGCUACAGAUCGUCUUGGCAAAAGUACGUAGCUUAGCACCUUUAAUAUCAAAUAAACGAACGAACCUGCGUCAUAUUAAUUCAAACAAUUUUUGCUCUUUUUACGUAGAUGGUCAAACAAUUUCACAUCGACUUCGAUGGACAACUGAACACCGAAUUUGAAUUCCUUUUGACGCCCAGCAAUGCGGAUUUGAUCUUAAGAGACAGAAAUUGUUGAUAUAUUUAUAAAUAUUAAUGAUGUUUUUCUAUAUCUCUUUAAAUCUAACAACAUUCGUUAAAAUUCGAUGUGACCAGAUAAUAUGCUAUAUCUAUACUACAAAACGUUAGCUAUUGUAUUUUUAUUAGGAUUUUUGAAGUAUCUAUUUUAAUUUAAUACAAACCACCACAUAAAUAUACGAGUAUAUACUAUGUAUUUAUA
This is a messenger RNA of Cinara cedri, 27748 nucleotides long. NCBI's taxonomy places the organism in Eukaryota, Metazoa, Arthropoda, Insecta, Hemiptera, Aphididae. The record is from the annotation of a GenBank genome assembly.